This is a messenger RNA of Penicillium angulare, 1497 nucleotides long. RefSeq lists its product as uncharacterized. Bases 1 to 1497 code for a protein of 498 amino acids. Gene Ontology annotation, biological process: amino acid transmembrane transport. NCBI's taxonomy places the organism in Eukaryota, Fungi, Ascomycota, Eurotiomycetes, Eurotiales, Aspergillaceae. Gene Ontology annotation, cellular component: vacuolar membrane. Gene Ontology annotation, molecular function: amino acid transmembrane transporter activity. The record is from RefSeq and is a predicted model, not a curated record. The transcript is spliced from 5 exons.
AUGAGCACUGAAUCUACCCCGAAACCGACUUCAAAGACCGAUGCGUAUGCCGACCAGGGUCAUGCUGAAAAAGGCUACGGCUUGGAAAAUCCAAGCAACCAUGGACUUCCUCAACGCGUCCUUACUAACAACUCUGGUUUCUCCAUAAAGAACGGACUUGGGGGUGAGGUCCAGAUCGAAGCAAAUGCCAUCAACUAUCGCACAUGUAGUUGGCAAAAGACGGCAGCGCUCUUGUUCUCAGAGUACAUCUGCAUCGCAAUAAUGUCAUUUCCCUGGUCCUACUCCGUUCUAGGUCUUGUCCCUGGUCUAAUUCUGACUGCUACAAUUGCAAUGAUUGUGUUGUAUACUUCUUUGACUAUAUGGAAAUUUUGCUUGCGCCAUCCGGAGCUUCGAGAUAUAUGUGAUCUUGGCCAGUGUUUAUUUUGGGAUUCGAAGAUUGCUUGGUAUAUUACGGCAUUUAUGUUUCUCUUGAACAAUACUUUUAUUCAGGGACUGCAUUGCUUAGUUGGGGCGGAGUACCUCAAUACGAUGUCAAACCAUGCAAUCUGCACUAUAGCAUUUUCAUUCAUUACCGCGAUUGCAUGCUUCCUGGGCUCUCUUCCUCGCACAUUUCGUGCGCUGUCGAAGCUGGGAGCCUUCUCGGCUCUGUUCACAUUAAUUUCAAUCAUACUGGUCGUUAUAUUUUCCGCAAUUGAGAAGCAUCCAUACAACUGGGAUGAGACCUCCCCAGACCCUGUUGUGCUGACUAUUCCUGCCCCGGGUACAAGUUUUACCACAGGCCUCAAUGCGUUCCUGAAUAUCAGCUUCACCUUCAUUGGCCAGAUCACUCUUCCAAGUCUUAUAGCAGAAAUGGAAGAGCCUCGGGAUUUCUGGAAAUCUGUCACGGCAGUCACGGUAGCGGAGAUUAUACUGUUCAGUUUAGUGGGGGGUCUUGUUUAUGCCUUUAUUGGUGGGCAGUAUAUUGACUCGAUGGCUUUCCAAUCACUAGGAAAUGAACUUUACAUGAAAAUCUCAUUUUCAUUCAUGGUUCCCACGCUUAUAUUUUUAGGUGUCUUGUAUGCAUCCGUCUCUGCCAGGUUCAUAUUCUUUCGCCUAUUUGAAGGUACACGUCAUGUUACUAACCAUACAGUGGUGGGUUGGGGAUCGUGGGCGGCAAUUUUAUUAAUUCUCUGGAUUCUCGCAUGGGUUAUUGCAGAAGUCAUCCCGUUCUUCUCCAAUCUAUUAUCGAUCAUGGGUUCUGUAUUUGGCUCCUUCUUCGGUUUUAUUUUCUGGGGUGUUGCCAAUCUGCGGAUGCGUCACGCCGACUCAGGCUCUAUGAUACCCAGGAAGCAGGAUUUUCUCGGAUGGAUUGAGGUUAUUUUCAACAUUGGCUUAAUACUUGCUGGAAUUUUCUUUUUAGGCCCUGGUACAUAUGCUUCAGUUCAAGCUGUGAUUGACAGCUAUCGGGAAGGUGAUGUGGGCAGCGCGUUUGUUUGUGCUAGCAAUGGGUUAAGAUAA